This is a messenger RNA of Hydractinia symbiolongicarpus, 1259 nucleotides long. RefSeq lists its product as uncharacterized. The transcript has 2 exons. Lineage: Eukaryota; Metazoa; Cnidaria; Hydrozoa; Anthoathecata; Hydractiniidae. The record is from RefSeq and is a predicted model, not a curated record. The coding region runs from base 128 to 448 and encodes 106 amino acids.
UUCUGAUUGCAAGUUAAUCCUAGAUAAAACGAGAACAAGAAAAAAGCAAGCCCGGAAUUACUAAUGCUUUAAUUAACGUAUGAUCACACCCUGGCAGUUCAUUCUUGAUAGAAAUAUAUAAAAUAAGAUGCAUGAGAACUCACUUGUAUUUUACAGCUUGUACAGCUACCAAGAAGAUAUAACGACUAGAAAAAAAAACUUUGUUUAUAACUGUAUCACUACAAUGAUUCCUGCUAAAGUAAUUUUGUUUUGUAUGGUAUGUUUAUUAGUAUGCGCAGCAAAGGAAAAAAAGUGCAAUAUAUCUCUUUAUUGCGAGCCAAUUGAGUGUGAAGAUCUACGCGAUUGUUGCUAUUCUUGUGAAGGAGAUAUCGAAUGCGUAGUUAAAAAAUGUAAGCCGUGUUCAAAUAAGUUGGAUGCAAGUAACGAAAAUGGAGCAUGGAACAUGUGAAGUCGUUUGAUUUUGUGGUGCAACAGUUUCUAAUUAUCCAUGUUUUGUUUACCAUUUCACUAUCUAUGUUAAAUUAAAAUACUCUAUGAAACACAAAUUUUGUUUUUAUCUUGUUGUUUGGUUAACUUCAAUACAAUGUUACUAACGUGUUGGUGACAGCAAUUUUAGAUUUUUAUUUAUAAAACUAGUACGGUGGCUACACUUACCGAACUUAAACGCAACAAUAACUGUGUGAACUUGGCCUGAAGAAAAUCAUUGUCAGUGAAGGGAGAUUAACCUGUGAGUUAAACAAGAGUACAGGUAUGCGAACUUUAUUGAUUUCAUAGGUUGCAAGGAAUAAACAUAAUCUACUUGAAAUGCAAAUUAUGAAUGGUAAUAUCUUAAAAUCACAGAAGGCCUGCAAUAAGUUUAUCUAGAUAACAUCCACACCUUUUUAACAAAAGUCAAUAAUUUUAAGAUUUUGAAAAAAAGAAUUUUAGGAAACAAAACGCUUAUCAUGAGAAGUAUUAGAAGCACUUUCUCUCUUUUGAAGAAGUAAACAGUGAGAGAUGUUGCAAGAAAUGAAACCGCGGGUUGUCGGCUAAUCUCUAUAAUAAAAGCCGUAUUCCGUCUGUCUUUCUCUGCGCGGACCCCCGCUGAGUUAGAAAAUGAUGUUACGGAAACACGAAUAUCAAAUGCGAUAUAUUUUUAUCCACUUUGUUGCGACGGGUAAAUUUAAAGGAGGGGCGAACCCGUGGAUUUUUCCACGGGCAACGACUAGUCUUUUUAAUAAUAGCCGUAUUCCGUCUCUGUCUGUCCGAAAGUCACGUCC